CCAGUGUAGUGAAUGAACAUGUUGAUCUAUAUUAUUAUACUGCUGUCAUCAACUGAAGGUUCCAGAGCCUCAGAAGUCAUCACUCCAAAAAGAGACAGAGAAUUUGCUCGUGAGAGUGAUAAUGUGACACUCUCCUGUAACUACAGCGGUUCUGCUCGUGGUGUUCACUGGUAUCGUCAAUAUGCAGGUUCACCACCACAGUUCCUCAUACUGGAAUAUUCAGGGGUAACAACUCCAGCUAAUCCACCCGUUCCAGGAAUAACCAUCAAUCACAGAAAAACAGAAAGCCAUGUGGAUCUGAUCAUCUCCUCUGCUGCAGUAUCAGACUCUGCUGUGUACUACUGUAAAAGGACAGCUCCUACUGAUAUUCCUACUGAUAUCAACUACACUGGUUCUGUUCGAGGGAGGUCUUCAUAUCGUCAAUACUCAGGUUCACCACCAAAGUUCCUCAUAAUGGAUUAUUAUGGGGCAGUUACUAAAGCUGAUCCUCCAGUUGUUGGAGUCUCAAUCUAUCACAGAAAAGACAACAGUAGUGUGGAUCUGAAGAUCUCCUCUGCUGCUGUCACUGACUCCGCUCUCUACUACUGUGCUCUGGAGCCCACAGUGAAAGGAAAUCCACUGCAUGCUGUACAAAAAGCUGUUUAA
This is a messenger RNA of Sinocyclocheilus rhinocerous, 645 nucleotides long. RefSeq lists its product as uncharacterized. The record is from RefSeq and is a predicted model, not a curated record. The transcript is spliced from 4 exons. NCBI's taxonomy places the organism in Eukaryota, Metazoa, Chordata, Actinopteri, Cypriniformes, Cyprinidae. The coding region runs from base 13 to 645 and encodes 210 amino acids.